Fusarium odoratissimum NRRL 54006 is the source of this 2134-nucleotide messenger RNA. RefSeq lists its product as uncharacterized. The record is from RefSeq and is a predicted model, not a curated record. The transcript is spliced from 3 exons. Bases 638 to 2056 code for a protein of 472 amino acids. Lineage: Eukaryota; Fungi; Ascomycota; Sordariomycetes; Hypocreales; Nectriaceae. Gene Ontology annotation, molecular function: zinc ion binding; DNA-binding transcription factor activity, RNA polymerase II-specific. Gene Ontology annotation, biological process: regulation of DNA-templated transcription.
CUUUUCAUUCCCAACAAACAUCAUCCGGAUCCGAAAUUCACUCCUGAAUCGCGAAUCGCUACCACUGCAACGCUCACUCAUAGUGGACCCGAUAUGCCAGCGGGUCUCGUUACACGUCGUACUCAGUUCUCCAGCUGCGAUGAGUGUCGUAGAUCGCGUGUGGCUUGUGAUGCCCAGAGCAGCGAAGGGACUUCUUCGUGUACACGCUGUCGGAACCGUCACCAUGCGUGUACCUUCAAAUGGCUUCAAAAUGCCAAGACAAACAAUGGAGGGACAAAGCGCAGGUCGCGUCGAGGGACGACACGGCCUACAAGCGACACAUCGUCAACACGCGACAGUCGAGUCUCGGAUACAUCCCGUGAGUCGGGUUUUGAUCCAGGUCCUGCAAAUGACCUAGACCAUGAUACCUACAGAGAUAGCUCAACUGUGCCGGCAAUGCCUGAGUCAGCAUCUUUGCCAUGGUGUCCAAGUCCGAUAAGAAAUUCAGAAGAGAGUGUCCACAUGGAAAAUGUCGACUCUAGAUGGCUUGAUACUCUGUACAGAGAAGGCUUCGAGGCGGUCUUUGGCUCUUGGAUGGGAAGAUAUGCUUGCCCUUUCUUGUAUGUACUAGCCAAACGUCUCUACCACUUGUACUUACAUGAGCAGGUUCGGUCACAAUCUAGCAGACAAAUACGUCAGCAUAUCUGACCUCUGUCGCCAUCUCGAUGGGUGCAUAGUAGAUACUGGCGACAGUCAAUUAGUCGGUCGAUGUCGAGAUAUUGAACAGUCUUUACAGAGCACCAUUUCUGCGUUCGCGGCACGAUGGCUCCCUGUUACAUCUCCAGAGCCAAAUUCCAACGAGGAUCACUGCAGUCUUGUCCAGACUCUCUGGAGGCAUGCUCGAAGGGACAUGUUACGUGUCAUCAACAGACCGUCUUACCGAUCAAUGCUGUCUCUGCUUCUGUUUGCCCUCACGCCGAUACCUGAGGGUAUUUCAGAGGAAGAGGAGACAGAUGGGAUUUCCGGUCAGGCUUGUGUUCAUGCAGCCUUGCAGCAGAUACAAACACUACGUGCACGUCAGAGAAACCUACAAUUCAGCGGAUCCAAAGUUUCUCCGUCUCUCAAGUCGCAAGCUAUUGUCACAACACCAGAGUCAAUCGAGACAUCAGGCUUCAUAAACGCCGAAAGUACUGUAUACUGGGCAGCUCUAACAUUUGAUACCUCCGCAUCUCUCACCCUCAAUUGUCGCUCCCUUCUAUCUUCGGGUCUCUUCGGCUUCGAAUCUGAACUCCCAUGGCGUCUCGUCAAAACUUGCGCCAAGAUGUUCGAUGAGAACGCCCGUCAGUGGAAGCAAGGUAGCUCAGACAUGACAGAUGAAAGGGCGAAUCAAAUCAUUGCUGCUGGGGCCUCUUGGAAACUUCUUGGAUGGAAAGUUACUGCCAUUUUCAAAGAAGCUCUGAGAGAUGGCCAUGAGGAGUCAGAGGUUCGGAGAGCGUACCUGGCCGUAGUUGACUCUGUUAAACAAUUUGGGAUCAUUUAUCGUCCUCUUUUGGAUGAAUGUCAUAAACGCAUGCCUUUUCUUGGGCAGCAGACAAAGCUUCGAUGGUUUUCUCUUAUGCUUCACUACCAUCUCAGCAUUCUCAUGCUGGUGGAUAUUAUCGAAGCCACAGACCGUCAAGACCUUCUCCCAGAUAUAACCGACAUAUGCAUCGAUGCUGAAAACACGGUGAUGAAUACUCUAGCAUUCGGUUUGCACAACACAUUCACAUUAAAGCGACCUCGCGAUUCAAUCGAGAGCGAUGGUUUCAGUAGGAGACAAACGGUAUUCACAGUACCGAUCGUGUCUAUUGAUCCAUAUCCGCACCAUGCCGUUGCUGGGGUGCAGUUACUGAGGAAAGCCAUUGACCGCGACUUUGGCAUUGGAAAAAUCACCGAAGAAACUUAUCAGAGUUUACUGUCCACGUUAGAGAGGACGUUGAGGCAUUUGCCGCAGAGCUCAAAGUCUGUGCAGGCAGCGAUAGCAAAGUUCUCAACAACGGCUGAUGAAAAUAGUGUACAUCCUAGUGUUUUAGUCUAAAUACCACACGUUCCCAUCGGCUGACUCAAAAUGCAAGCCCUUUGUUUGAGUGAUACCAACAGUUUACCAUGUACGAUU